This is a messenger RNA of Ostrea edulis (European flat oyster), 5689 nucleotides long. Its product is annotated as proton-coupled folate transporter-like. The record is from RefSeq and is a predicted model, not a curated record. Gene Ontology annotation, cellular component: membrane. The coding region runs from base 188 to 1627 and encodes 479 amino acids. NCBI's taxonomy places the organism in Eukaryota, Metazoa, Mollusca, Bivalvia, Ostreida, Ostreidae. Gene Ontology annotation, biological process: transmembrane transport. The transcript is spliced from 5 exons. Gene Ontology annotation, molecular function: transmembrane transporter activity.
AUGAAAACGAACAUUUUCACUGUGUUGUACCCCGAUCCCGAGGUAGUGAAGUUCUGUGAAUCGAUGGUUGAUCAGGUCGGCGUUAUGGAUUUUUAAUCAGCUAGAAUAAUCAAGAUACAAAUCACCAAUGAGAAAUUAUACACAGGUUCCAUAAACUACUGGUGGUACAAGAAAGAAAACUACGAAGAUGGCAGAAGGAAAAUUGCAAACUCCAGCGACUAUCACCUCAGUACAAACAAAGAGUACCCCUCCAUCUAAAUCAUGGCGCCAUUACUUGCCUGUCGUUAUUCUAUUUGUCAGCAUUUUCUCAUUUAUUUUGUCUUACACUACCGCAGGUCUCUACGUGCCACUUUAUAUCUCGAGAAAACUAUUUCCAACAAGAACAAUGCCCGUCUCAACAGGAUCUAUUUGCAUAGUCAACGAAACAAAAGUAUCUCCAGAAAGUGAAAUUAUUCAAGAAGAGGCCGCUACGUUUAGUAUUUAUACCACUCUAGCUUCAGGAAUUCCUGCCGUAGUCUCCACGUUGUUUCUUGGGGCUUUUAGUGACCAAUUUGGACGAACAUUUCUAUUCCUGGCACCAAUGGUUGGUCAAUUGAUUAGCAAAACGAUAUUGCUCUUUUGCAUUUAUUACGAUCUCGACAUCAAUUACAUUUUAAUCGGCAGUUUCGUCGAAGGCUUCUUGGGGGGCUACUUGGCGAUUUUGAUGGCGUCAUUUGCAUACAUUGCUGAUAUCACUGAAAACAAUAAACAACGAUCAGCAGCCAUUGCCUUUCUGGAGAUGGCUAUUGGUGUAGGUGUUGUAUUAGGGAGAUUUAGCACUGGAUAUAUCAUCAAGGCUACGAACUAUGUCUGGCCACAGAUGAUUGCAGUGUGUGGGCUUACAUUGAUAAUAUUUAUCAUCAUUUUUGUCUUACCGGAAACGAGAACACUGAAUAACGACAAGAUGAUUACUAGGGGAUCUUGUACAUACUACUUAAGAUCUAUGGUCUCCUUUUACAUCUCAGAAAGUAACAAAGGAGUACGAUGGAAAUACAACGUUUGUAUUCUCAUUUUCUUUGCGACUGGUAUAACUGUAGUUGGAAAAUCCUCAGUAGAUUUACUGUACCUAAUAAGUCAACCGUUUUGUUGGGAUUCCGUAAAAGUUGGAUUGUAUGGUGCAGUAGUUGGACUAUUCCAGAAUGUGAUCUGUAUGGGAAUGGUAAAAGUCUUUCAUCUUUGUUUGAGCGAUGAGUGGGUGGCCAUCCUUGGAUCUGUCUCGGGAAUAAGUGCUUUUGUGAUUAUAUCUCUAGCUGCUACAGAUGUAACGUUAUAUGUAGCUGCAGUCGUUGGAGGUGGUUCCGUUUUAACUUUACCAAUGAUUCGGGGUAUCAUGUCAAGAAUGACGACACCAGACAAACAAGGAGCUCUUUUUGGUGGAAUUGCAGCGGUUGAGACAGCCUGUAGUAUCGUGGGAUCUGCGAUUUUCAACUCCACUUACUCCAACACUGUCUCAUUCUUCAAAGGAACGGUGUAUCUUGUGAUGGCAGGCAUUAUUUGUAUUGCAUUAAUACUAUUAAUAGUUUUUAGCAUUUGCUCACGACAAACACCAACAUAUGAAACAAUCAUCGAAGAAGCACCUAAUCAUUAAACACCAACAUACGAAGCAAUCAACGAGGAAGCAGCUAAUCAUCAAAAAGGACAAUAAUUUGCUAUACAAUUUUCAAAACACACCAGACUGACCCGAGUCAAUUUAUCAUGCAUUAUCUCCAAGUGUAAUGUUCCCUAGAAACAUAAAUACCUGCUUGGCAAAUGAUGCCUUAAUAAUUCGUUUAUGUGAUUUUUAUGGGGGCGAAAACUUAGCAUCUCAUGUCGGAUUUAUCUCCCUUCUGUUGUCAUAAAAAUGUCCUUGGGCCAGUCCACGAUUUCCAUUUCACCACGUUUCCACAUAUUUUGAUUGCAUUUCGUCUUCAAUCACAAGUACCAUUAGACACAUGUAUCCCGGGUGUCAGUGUAGACAGACUUUAAAAAUCAUAUAAAAACCUCUUCUAACUUAACUUGGUCAAUCCCGCAUCCAUCUUCUAAGAUGUCUCUCCAUGGGAGGAUGGGGAACAUGAAAAGUUAAGUUUUCUUGAAUGUUUAGAAUACACAAACAAACGCUGAACAAUAUAUCAUUAUUGGAAACACCGCAUCUUUAAUUUACAGCAACCUUCUUUAAUCGUUGAAGGUAGCUUACCGGUUAGGGCGCUCACUUCACAACAUGGAGGGCCUGAAUUCGAUUCUCUAUCCCGUCGCCGAGUCUGACGUAAGAUGUUUAACCUUUUUAGGAUGUCUAUCUCUCAGUGGAAAUCUAAAAAUUGGGGCGUAAAACAACACCCACUCCCCAAUAAAAACAUCUCCAAAUUAAAUAUCAGCGUUACAGUCACAGUGCUUCUUCCUUUAAAAAAGUUGGGUCAAAUGUCUAUGCCGUAUAGAGUGGUCAUUGUCAUAAAAUUCCAACAAUAAGACCCUCUUUUCUUUAUUAUCGACCACUAAAGCAAGUCAAAACUUUCUUUUUCUCCAAAACGAUGUCUUCCCAUUAUCACAGAAACGAAGCUGAAAGAAUUCUUCAUAUCUGUUUCUACAUUUCUCCGCUGUGAAGCUUUAAUACAUCUGUUCCGAAUUAAAUAGCCCUCUAGUCUAACCAUUCAUUUAACAGUCUUCUAUCUAUAUUCAAAAAAUCGCCAUUAACAUCUGCUUCAUCUUUAGAAACAGAGGUUUCCUGUUAUGGUAGCUGUUGGUUCACUGCUCCGUACUCCCCUCCCCCUGUGAAUAAUUUAGCAGCACUACCAUCAUAAUUAUGUCCCCUUCAAAACGAGGGGCAUAUUGCUUUGCACAUGUCGGUCGGUGGGUAGACCACAUGUCCGCUCAAUAUUUUGAGAACCAUUCACUUCCUCGUAAUGAUAUUUCAUAUGUGGGUUGGUUACGAGUAGAAGAGGACCCCUAUUGAUUUUCAGAUCAAAGGUCAAUCUAUUCUGGACAUAGAAAGAUGCUGACCGCUCAAUAUCUUGGGGACCCUUUCCUUGCCAGAUAUUAAACUGGUAGAAUGAUACAUUGUGAGGAGUAGAUUACCCCUAUGUAUUUUGAGAUCACAUGAUCAAAGGUCAAAUUGAACAUAGGAAUAUACUGACCGCUCAAUGUUUAGAGACCCUUCGCUUGACAGACAUAAAACUUGGUACACUGGUACAUCGUCAGGAGAAAAUGAUCCCUAUUAAUUUUGAGGUCACAUGGCCAAAGGUCAAACGGGUCAAAUGCUGUCUGACGUGUUUCAUACCGAUUGUUAAGCCUUUCUUGACACACUGAUUUGACUGCGGAUAACUCCGUUUACCUGAUCAGGAUAUGGGGCUCACGGCGGGUGUGACCGGUCAACAGGGGAUGCUUACUCCUCCUAGGCACCUGAUCCCACCGCUGGUGUGUCCAGGGGUCCGUGUUUGCCCAACUAUCUAUUUUGUAUUGCUUGUAGGAGUUAUGAGAUUGAUCACUGUUCGUUAUCUUCACCUUGCAUUGAUAACCCUUUGCUCUACAGACAUAGAGGCCACAUGGUCCACGGUCAAACUGAACAUAGGAAUAUAAUGUUCAUUCAAUAUCUUGAGAACCCCGAGCUUCACAAACAUCAAACUUAGUACAUUGGUACAUCAUAAGGGGUAGAUGACCCUUAUUAAAUUUGAGUUCAUAUGGUUAAAGGGUUAAACUUGGCAUAGUAAUAUAUUAUCUCCUAUAUUUUAAGAAUCAUUUGCUUGAAAGACACCAAACUUGGUACACUGGUACAACAUAAGGAGUAAAUGACCCUUAUUGAUCUUUAGGUCACAUGGUCAAUCCACUAUGGACAUACAAAGAUAUUGUCUGCUCAAUAUCUUGAAUUGGUAUGGCACUACUAUGUAAAACUUAUACGGUACCAAUUUCUACUAUCAAUUAAAUGAUGCAUGUGUAUAACCCUUUUCAAUCUUGCACCGGGGGUGGGGGGGUAUAUGUUUUACAAACAUUUCUUUUUCAUUUUUUAAAUCGCCAACUUUGCCUUAAAUCCGAAUUCCCUUCACUUUUCUUGUAUGAACAUGUACAUAUAAUGUAGAUUCAAUUAAUGUAUUCGCUUCCUAAAUCAAAUUGAGAGUUGUUUGGUGAAAGAUACAGAGUUAUUUCAUAAAGACAAAAUAUAUUUUCAAUGCAUUUUGUUUUUGUUUGGAAAUAACUCUUUGAAGCUGUACAUUUUGUUUGGGGAGUCAAGCUGUUGUUUAGAAAGGUUGUCGUCUGUUCAAAGUUUCAAACAAUCAAAAGCCAAAUUACCUAGACGUUGAAUGUUUAAUUGAUUAUAUUUACCAAGAGCUAAAACUGAAAAUUAUAAAUGUUCACACAGCUACUCUUCUGCAUUCCUUUGGAACAAACUCUCUCAGAAUGUCCGAAACUCUGGUUCGGUUGGCAUUUUUAAAGCUGUGUAUCUGAUGGAAUAUUUAAUAGAAGUAGCAAUUAAACAUCGUGCUUUCCUCUUUUUGUUCAAGUGUGCCAAAUGAUGUAGUUGUGAUAUGAUACUGUGUAUGUGGCUUAUGCUAUUUUUUCUUCUUUCCUUUUAUGUCAUGUAUUCAUAUUUAAAUACUAAUUUUAUUACUAAUUAGGAGUGUCUUAUGCUAUGCUUUUUUCCUUUCCCUUUAUAUCGUAUUCAUAUUAAGAUACUAUAUUUUGAUGUCAAUUUUAUGUUUGUGUAUAUGUUUUAAUACAGGACCACAAUGGAAACUACAUGUAGCUAUGUGUUAAUUUGUGUUAUCCUGGGUAAAUAAUAUUAUUAUGUGUAUUAUUGAUAUAAUCACCAGAAGGGGGAUAUAUAUACUGCAUUGUAAUAAUGAAAAGUGAAGAUAAGGAACAGGGAUUAAUCUCAUAACUCCUAUAAGCAAUACAAAAUAGAGAGUUGGGCAAACACGAACCUCUGGAUAUACCAGAGGUGGGAUCAGGUGCCCAGGAGGGGGAGGUUGCUGCAUCCCCUGUCGAUCGGUCACACCCGCCGUGAGCCCUAUAUCUUGAUCAGGUAAACGCAUUAAAAUAUUUCAUUUCGAUAAAGUAUAGUCUACUUUUAUUGACAUAUGUAUAUUCAAAGAAAAAUCAAACUUUAAUUCACAAAAUAAUUUUAUUGAAUAUUUUUUUAAUGUUCAUGUAAACGCAUGCUCCCUACAUGUGCUUUAAAGAGACUGAAGUGCUUUUUAAAAUACGUAUUAAUAAACAAUAAAGAUCAUUGAUACUGACAAUUUUGAACAAUUUGACUGCAUCAAUUUGCUCUCAAUUGCGCUUUGAAGAUUGAGUAAUUCUAAAUUAUUAUUUUAACAUAAACCCUUCCAUGUUCCUAUUGACCAAUGUAUUUAAACACACGUGACGUGUUCAGCAAAAAAUAGCACUUACUUUUAAAGCAGUGUCUUCGCUAGUCACAGUGGCAGAUUUUGAGGGGCAAGGGUUCCCCUCCCUUUUUUUUUCGCCACAAAUUGUGAGCUUUAUGACGGUGGGGCCAGUUUUAUUUGCCACCCCAAAUGGCUGGUACUUUGGCUGAAAUUUGACUUUCACAUGCCCCCUUUGGAAAUCCUGGAUCCGCCACCGAGUCCUGUGUGAGCCAGUGAGAACCCCUUAUGUUGAAAGGACCUGUGUUCAAACCGUUUGUAUAAUAUGUACUUAUAAAAUAAAAUAUUUUCAAAUCAAA